AUGAACCUCCUCCUCCUAGCCCUCACCCUCCUCACCACCCUCACCAGCGCAACUCCCACCCCUCGCCAGAUGAACAUCCUCUACCCCUACGAAACCUACCGCUACUGGGUCCAAUCCGGCAACUGGAAACUCGACCCCCAAGACCAACUCCUCGUCGUCAAAAACGGCAACGCAGCAGACGAAACCACCAGCAUCGUAACCUUCAACAUCCCCCCCGCAGCCGACGGCCACAAAUGCAAGCUCCUAUUCGACCUCUGGGACCGCGACGUCUCCAGCGGCUCGAAGCAGGCCGACGUGUUUACCGCUACCAAGCCCACAGGCGCGAGUGCCUCUGACGCGAAUACUGACUCUGCAUCGCUGCAGUCUGUGUCGAAGGAGGUCGCCGAUGUGAUUGUCCAGUCGAGGGAUGAGCAUGUCGGCAGGAUUAGUGUUUCUGCCCCUGGAACGGCGGAUUGGGUGUUGGCUUAUCAGGGUUAUCCGGAGUUUGAUUGUCCUGCUGGGCAGAUAGUGGGGUUUGAGUUUGUGGGGGUUGGUGAUGAGGUGGCUAUUCGGUGGGAUAUUGGAGUUACGGGGCCGAGGGUGCAGAUUUUGAAUAAUUUCUUUUAUUUUGUUCAUGGCACUGAAGGGAAGGUCCUUGCUGAAAUGGGGAUUAUUUGCUGUAAACUAUAG
This is a messenger RNA of Aspergillus oryzae RIB40, 669 nucleotides long. RefSeq lists its product as uncharacterized. NCBI's taxonomy places the organism in Eukaryota, Fungi, Ascomycota, Eurotiomycetes, Eurotiales, Aspergillaceae. The transcript is spliced from 3 exons. The record is from RefSeq and is a predicted model, not a curated record. Bases 1 to 669 code for a protein of 222 amino acids.